UAUUUUUUUCAAAAAUGGAUUAAUUUGAUUUUUUUAAGCAACUUUUGUAUAGAAACUUUUUGCAAAAAAAACACCGUUUAGCAGUUUAAAAAGCGUGCGCGCGGAAAACGAGGGAGAUAAGUUGGGAAAAUGGACGUCCGAACACAGACCGACUAGAUACUCCAUUACACAGCUUCACCAAAUCGCACAUCGUAGAGACAAGUGUUGCAUGAGCAGAGCAAGAAACAUGGCGAGAGAUAAGCAAUCUGCUUUAAUCGUCGCAGCGUUCGUACUCCUCUGUUCAGGGUGUUUGUGCGGAGUUGCAGAUGGGGCGAAGGGAGGGAGGAAGACGAAAGGGCCGGUGAUCGGCAUCGACCUCGGGACGACCUACUCGUGCGUGGGGGUGUACCGGAACGGCCACGUGGACAUCGUCGCCAACGACCAGGGCAACCGGAUCACGCCGUCGUGGGUGGCGUUCACCGACGACGAGCGCCUCGUCGGCGAGGCCGCCAAGAACCAGGCGGCGCUCAACCCGGACCGCACCAUCUUCGACAUCAAGCGCCUCAUCGGCCGUAGGUUCGACGACGAGGAGGUGCAGCGAGACGUGAAGUAUCUCCCGUACAAGGUGGUGGACAAGGGCGGGAAGCCGUACGUCGAGGUGCGGGUCAAGGCCGGCGAGGUGAAGGUGUUCAGCCCCGAGGAGAUCAGCGCCAUGAUCCUCGCCAAGAUGAAGGAGACAGCCGAGUCCUACCUCGGCCAGCGCGUCACCGACGCCGUCGUCACCGUGCCUGCGUACUUCAACGACGCGCAGAGGCAGGCGACCAAGGACGCCGGCACGAUCGCCGGGCUGAACGUGCCGCGGAUCAUCAACGAGCCGACGGCGGCGGCGAUCGCGUACGGGCUCGACAGGAAGGGGGCGGGGGAGAUGACGAACGUGCUGGUGUACGACCUCGGCGGCGGGACGUUCGACGUGAGCGUGCUGAGCCUCGACCACGGCGUGUUCGAGGUGCUCGCCACCAGCGGCGACACGCACCUCGGCGGCGAGGACUUCGACCGCCGCGUCAUGGACCACUUCAUCCGCCUCGUCAAGCGGCAGCACGGCAGGGACAUCGGCGGCGACGGCCGCGCGCUCGGCAAGCUCCGCCGCGAGUGCGAGCGCGCCAAGCGCGCGCUCAGCAGACAGCACCAGGUCCGCGUCGAGAUCGAGGCGCUGUUCGUCGGCGUCGACUUCUCGGAGACGCUGACGAGGGCCAAGUUCGAGGAGCUCAACAUGGACCUGUUCAAGAAGACGCUGGGACCUGUCCGGAAGGCCAUCGCCGACGCCAAGCUCAAGAAGUCCGACAUCGACGAGAUCGUCCUCGUCGGCGGCAGCACCAGGAUCCCCAAGGUGCAGGAGCUCCUCAAGGAGAUGUUCGACGGCAAGGAGCCAACCAAGGGGAUCAACCCCGACGAGGCUGUCGCCUAUGGCGCCGCCGUCCAGGGCAGCAUCAUCAGCGGCGAGGGCGGCGCCGAGACCAAAGACAUCUUGCUGCUCGACGUGACGCCAUUGACGCUCGGGAUCGAGACCGCCGGCGGCGUGAUGACCAAGCUGAUCCCCCGGAACACGAGGAUCCCGGUGAAGAAGUCGCAGGUCUUCACGACCUACGAGGAUCACCAGACCACGGUCUCGAUCAAGGUUUUCGAGGGCGAGCGGAGCUUGACGAAGGACUGCCGCGAGCUGGGGCGGUUCGACCUGUCCGGGAUUGCGCCGGCGCCGCGCGGCGUGCCGCAGAUCGAGGUGACGUUCGAGGUCGACGAGAACGGCAUCCUGCACGUGACGGCGUCGGACAAGGCGGCGGGGCGGUCCAAGUCGAUCACCAUCACCAACGACAAGGGCCGGCUCAGCCAGGAGGAGAUCGACCGGAUGGUGCGCGAGGCCGAGGAGUUCGCGGAGGAGGACCGCCGCGUCCGGGAGCGCGUCGACGCGCGCAACCGCCUCGAGAACUACGUGUACCGCAUGCGGAGCGCCGUGCGGGACGGCGGCAUGGCCGGCAAGAUCGGCGACGACGACAGGGAGAGGAUGGAGUCCGCCCUGACGGAGGCUCUGGAGUGGCUGGAGGACAACGACGGCGGCGCACGGACGGCGGAGAAGGAGGACUACGAGGAGAAGCUGAAGGAGGUGGAGCAGGUGUGCGGCCCGAUCAUCAAGCAGGUCUACAAGAAGAGCGGCGACGCGUCGGCCGGCGCCGGAGACGACGACGACGUGAAUGAGCUGUAGAGCAUUUUCGCUGCUCCAUGUAUAGUG
This is a messenger RNA of Oryza sativa Japonica Group (Japanese rice), 2263 nucleotides long. NCBI's taxonomy places the organism in Eukaryota, Viridiplantae, Streptophyta, Magnoliopsida, Poales, Poaceae. The record is from RefSeq and is a predicted model, not a curated record.